Indicator indicator is the source of this 643-nucleotide messenger RNA. RefSeq names its product COMM domain containing 9 (gene COMMD9). The coding region runs from base 1 to 606 and encodes 201 amino acids. The record is from RefSeq and is a predicted model, not a curated record. Lineage: Eukaryota; Metazoa; Chordata; Aves; Piciformes; Indicatoridae. The transcript has 6 exons.
AUGGCGGCUGCGGCGGCGCCGGGGGACGAGGACUUCGCCGCCUUGCAGAGCCUGCUGAAGGCGCCUUCGAAGGAUGCCGUGCGGCAGCUGUGCCAAGAGUGCUUCUCCAGCCCGGCCGCCGGCCUCGGCCCCCUGGCGCUGCGAGCCUGCCCCGGCCUCGCCCUCAGCCCCGAAGAAGCACAGCAGCUGGUGUCUGCCUUGCACAGCCUCACCAGGCACGUGGUGUACCGCGGCUUGGCGAGGGCAGAAGAUAUCCUCGCUCUCUUCCCAGAGAACUUCCACCAGAACCUGAAAAACCUCCUGACUAAGAUCAUCCUGGAGAAUAUCUCUGCUUGGAGGAAUGAAGCACAAGCAAGUCAGAUCUCCCUGCCUCGCCUGGUCGACAUGGACUGGAGGGUGGACAUCAAGACAUCUUCAGACAGCAUCAGCAGAAUGGCAGUCCCCACCUGCCUGCUUCAGCUGAAGGUGCAGGAAGAUGUUGCUUUAUGUGGGAGCAGCCCUGUUGUCUCUGCACUGACUGUGGAACUGAGCAAGGAAACCCUGGACACCAUGUUAGAGGGUCUGGGAAGGAUCAGGGACCAGCUCUCUGCUGUUGCAAACAAAUGAGUGCAGGGAGUGCAGCAGUGAGGAGGAGGAGGAGGAG